AUUUAUAAACCAUCUCCAAAAUUUUUUAGCAGAAUACACAUUCCUUCAUUUGAAAGAUUUGAGCUUUUCCAAGGAUUAUUAUUUGAUAAUGAUUAUAAUAAGUGGCAACGAAAGCGUAAAUUACUAACCCCUUCGUUAUCAUCAUCUAAAUUCCUACGAAAAAUUAUCAGCAGUGUUCAAAAACAAUUCAAAGAAUCUGAGAAUAGAUGGAACCUAACUAUAAAUGAUGAAAAAGAAUUUGAUGUUAGUUUAUGGGCAAAGUGCAUUACAAUGGAUCUUUCGAUUACUCAAGUUACAAAGCUAUCAUCUUAUAAUUUAGCUUUAUUUGACACAAAUAAUGAAAUUAUUAAAUCAGAAGAAGUAAAAAAAAUAUUAAAAUUUUCCGACGCAUUAAAAAAUUUUCUUACCAUGCUUCCAUAUUUCGUUCUCCUUCCUGCAUUUGUAAUGGAUUAUGUUCCAGGUUUUAGAUCAAUCAGAAUAAGCACUGAACGUAGUGUUAAAUUUGUUUAUGGAAUUGUGCUCAAUAUAGUUGAAAAAAGAAGGAAAGAACUUAAUGAAGGUGCUGAGUUUGAAUCGGAUUUGUUAGAUCAUAUGUUGACAGCUCAUACACCGAUGAAUCCUGAAUAUAAAGAAG
Cetraspora pellucida is the source of this 634-nucleotide messenger RNA. The record is from the annotation of a GenBank genome assembly. Lineage: Eukaryota; Fungi; Glomeromycota; Glomeromycetes; Diversisporales; Gigasporaceae.